Messenger RNA from Solanum dulcamara, 799 nucleotides. RefSeq lists its product as uncharacterized. Bases 261 to 707 code for a protein of 148 amino acids. Gene Ontology annotation, molecular function: protein-arginine omega-N symmetric methyltransferase activity. Lineage: Eukaryota; Viridiplantae; Streptophyta; Magnoliopsida; Solanales; Solanaceae. The record is from RefSeq and is a predicted model, not a curated record. Gene Ontology annotation, biological process: mitochondrial respiratory chain complex I assembly. The transcript has 3 exons. Gene Ontology annotation, cellular component: mitochondrion.
UUGGGCUUUUUCUCUGUCCAAAGAAAAGAAAGGAAAAAGAUAUACAAGAAAAGUCACUCCAAGGAGAUGCAGGGUAUCGAUCCCUGUACCUCUCCCAUGCUAAGCGAGCGGUCUACCGUCUGAACUACAUCAACGUCAAAUAGUUUUAUUUAGUUAUUUUUUGUUUCGUACUGCAAGCUUCCUCAAGAGUAUACAAAAUUCAGACCGUCCAGUGUCCAAGUGUCAGUUUUCAACAAUCGAGCUCGACCAAAAUCAUCGAAAUGUUAAGAAGAUUAGUGUUCCAGGCUUCAACUCAGCGUCGUUCGCUGUUUGGUGCUUCCGCCUCACUCUCAUGGUGUCGUCAACGUUCUUCUUCUCCUGCAUCAACUUCCCAAUCUCCUAACAGUACUUUUGUCGAACACUUGGAGGACAGCGAAGUUAGUCCCACGCCCCCUUCUGCAGCAAUCUCCAUUGACCGAUCCGGCUUAUAUAAUCCUCCUGAGCAUUCACAUGAACCUUCAUCGGAUUCCGAGCUUGUUAAACAUCUUAAAAGCAUUGUAAAGUUCAGAGGCGGGCCCAUCUCAGUUGCCGAAUAUAUGGAGGAAGUCUUGACGAACCCAAAGGCAGGGUUCUAUAUUAAUCGUGAUGUGUUUGGCGCAGAAGGUGAUUUUAUUACCUCUCCUGAAGUAAGCCAGAUGUUUGGAGAGGUAAUUUUAAUGAUCUUUUGAUUGGCUUACUAAUAAAUAAGUUACAAUUCAAAAGAUAAUUAAAAUAUUAUUAUAUAAUGUUUAAUUAGUUAGAUUUAUAAUAUUUAGAUUUA